This is a messenger RNA of Fraxinus pennsylvanica, 768 nucleotides long. NCBI's taxonomy places the organism in Eukaryota, Viridiplantae, Streptophyta, Magnoliopsida, Lamiales, Oleaceae. The record is from the annotation of a GenBank genome assembly.
AUGUCUGAUCCUGUAAUGGGUGAUGAAAUUGGAAUUGGUUCUGAAUAUUCUUCAAUGGAAAAGGUUCAUGAAUCCGGGGUCAAUAAUGGCCAUGGCCAGGACUAUUAUUCUUCCUCGUCCGAUGAUGAACACGCACAUCGACAGAAGUUUCGUCUCUUCGGCCGCCAAAAACCAAUUCAUAAGGCUUUCGGUGGUGGCAAACCUGCGGAUGUUGUACUUUGGAGGAACAAGCAGAUGUCUGGAGGUUUGCUUGCUGGUGCAACUGUGAUAUGGCUUCUGUUUGAAUGGAUAGGCUAUCAUUUGAUUACUUUUCUUUGUCAUUCUCUUAUUCUGUCUUUGGCCACUCUCUUCUUAUGGUCCCACUUGUCCUACUCUGUUAACCGGUCGGCUUUCAACUUUCCCCAGAUUGUAUUACCAGAGGAUUUGUGCAUGAGUAUUGCUCUCCUAGUAAGGGAUAGAUGUAACCAGGCAUUUGGUAUCUUUCGCCAAGUAGCUACAGGAAAUGAUUUGAAGAAAUUUCUCUCUGCAAUUUUGGGCUUGUGGGCUGUGUCUAUAGUCGGCAGCUGGUUCGACUUCUUGACCCUUGUAUACAUAGUAUUUGUAAUGCUCUUGACAAUGCCAUUGUUGUAUGAAAAGCACGAAGAUCGAGUUGAUUCUUAUGCUCAGAAGGCAACAAUCAAACUCAAGAGACAAUACAGCAAAUUGGAUGAAAAGGUCCUUCAGAAAUUACCCAAAGUUCCUUUCAUCACAGACAAUAAGCAGCACUAA